This is a messenger RNA of Ruditapes philippinarum (Manila clam), 1110 nucleotides long. RefSeq lists its product as uncharacterized. The record is from RefSeq and is a predicted model, not a curated record. Lineage: Eukaryota; Metazoa; Mollusca; Bivalvia; Venerida; Veneridae.
GUCUGCGCACGAAGUCAGCGCAGGGCGGAUGUUUGCACCUGUAAAAAUAUUCACAUGUUUUCGUGUGCUGUAAUUCUAACAAUUUUGACGAUUUUUGGUUGUUACGGUGUGAAAGAACAUCCCUCACCACAAACUUUAAAUGAUGAAACAAUAUUUGCAAAACUUUUUACAGCCGGUGAUGAUUUUCCGUCAAGCGUAGCCUUAAAUUUUGCUAUAAAUAAAAAGUCACACAAACUUUCUUGUUACAACCUAAAGACAAAUAUAUUCAUGUAUCUUAUUAUUAUGCAAUGUGGAGACAUAGAAAUUCAACCCGGUCCGGGAAACUACCCAUGCGGUGUGUGUCACAAAAGAGUCACUUGGAAUGCAAAAGCCGUCCAGUGUGAAGACUGUGAAGUCUGGUUUCAUAGUGCUUGCUUAAACAUUGGCCCAAAAACAUACCGUGACUUAGGUAGAGACAGUGUAGUAUGGCUAUGUAACACAUGUGGACUACCAAAUGUCGCUACAUUCACAUUUAUAGAUUUAGACUCUUAUCAUUCAACAAACCCCUUUGAUGAAUUAUCAAACUUAAGCAUUGAAUGUACCGGAAUUGGUGAAAAUGCAUAUACAUCUACUCCAUUGAGAAAUAUUAACUCUAGAAAUAAAACUACAAAUUUAAAUCUUACUGAUAUAUCUAAGAAUGGUAGUGUUUCAUCUCAUGAAAACAGUGUUAUGUCUGACCCAGAAUCAAGUUUACAAUCAUCUCAGUGCAUUUCUACUGAUAAAUCUACGACAUCUUCAAGUGGUAGUUCAUUAUUGGUACGCAGGGGCGACACCCUAUCAUUUUGUGUUAUAAACUUUCAAAGUAUUAGGAAUAAAAAAACUGAUUUACAUAAUCUUAUAGUUAGUGUUGAACCCGAUAUUAUCCUCGGAAAUGAAACUCAUUUAGAUCCAGCCGUUCUCGAUGCUGAAAUUCUACCUUACAAUAUACCACCUGAACACUCUUAUAGAAUUUUUAGGAAAGACCGCAAAGAACUUAUUGAAAAAGGUGGAGGCGGAGUCAUGGUUUUAGUUAAACCGGGUUUAGACUGUGAAGACUGUCCAGAUUUAGAUAGUAACUGUGAAAUUAAAUGA